Messenger RNA from Brassica napus (rape), 165 nucleotides. RefSeq lists its product as uncharacterized. NCBI's taxonomy places the organism in Eukaryota, Viridiplantae, Streptophyta, Magnoliopsida, Brassicales, Brassicaceae. The annotation marks the transcript as partial. The record is from RefSeq and is a predicted model, not a curated record. The transcript has a single exon.
AUGAUUGUAGCUAUAUAUUCAGUGAUGUUUUCGGCACAAAAUUGUCUUUCAACCAAUGUUGAAAAAUGUGUCAAACACUGCAUCCCAAAUCAGUGCAUGAAAGUAGCCAAAAAAGCAGAUAUGUCUAUUUGUGAAGAAGCUUGCAAAAAGUUUUGCAACAAACAU